AUGGCCAUCGACAAAAUUGUCACCGAGCCCAGCCUCGUUGCUGUCCUGCAGAUAUCCGACCAGGCACGCGAUCAGGCCGAAUCCCUCGUCAAGGUCGUCGAAGAAAUCGGCGACGGGACCCUCUCUGCCGAAGAGCAAGCAGACGUCGCGAAGCAGCAGAAGCUCCUCUUCACAAACAUUUCGCAUCUGCGAGGACUUCAUCGGAACGCCUGCUUCUCCGCGCGCGAAACAAAGACCGAGACUGCCGAGGCGCGUCAAGAAGUUGACCGUUUGCAUCUCCAGCUCCAGAACCUGUUCUACGAGCAGCGACAUCUUCAGGGAGAGAUUUCAGCUUGCGAGUCUUACGAUCACAAAUAUCAACAACUCCCUCUCAUCCCUUUGGAAGAAUUCCUCACCCAACACCCCGAACACGCAAACGAUGAUGAAAACACAUUGAUGGUGGCCCGCAUCGAUCACGAACGAGCCGAGCGCGAGGCAUUGGAGCAGCAGAGACAGGAACUUCUGAAGCGGAAACAGAAACUGAUUGCCGACAACAAGCGAAGGAAGGAUGACCUGGCCAGUCUGGAUAACGAUCUGGAAAAGUUCAUCGACGCCGCGAAACCCAUCCAGAAGCUGUUCGAAAAAGCACCAUAA
Molecule: messenger RNA, 633 nt
Organism: Ilyonectria robusta
Lineage: Eukaryota; Fungi; Ascomycota; Sordariomycetes; Hypocreales; Nectriaceae
Product: Fms-interacting protein-domain-containing protein
Exons: 3
Coding region: 1-633 (210 amino acids)
Biological process (GO): mRNA export from nucleus; positive regulation of DNA-templated transcription, elongation
Cellular component (GO): THO complex part of transcription export complex
Molecular function (GO): mRNA binding
Source: RefSeq, a predicted model, not a curated record